AUGUCAACAGAUCUUGGGAAGGCCCUGGAGCAUGCGGGUGGCACUGGUCAGUCCAGCGAGGGUGUUAGUAUCCAAACCUUUCUGGCUUCGCUGGCCACUGCUAUCAUUGUCUUUGCCGUCGAAUUCUUACUCUUCAUGGUUCUGAAAGGGAAGCUCACUCGCAUCUACCAACCUCGAACAUACCUGGUCUCCGAUAGAGAACGCACCGACCCGUCUCCUCCUGGUUUCUUUCGCUGGAUCGGUCCCAUCUUCCGCACAUCCAGCUCCGAAUUCAUUCAGAAGUGUGGCCUGGAUGCCUACUUCUUUUUACGGUACCUGCGCAUGUUACUCAAGAUUUUUGUCCCACUGGCAUGUCUGCUACUUCCUGUCCUCCUAUCGUUAAAUAAAAUCGAUGGAAAAGACCAAACCUUUAAAAAUGGCACCGCAACUGGAGGGCAAUGGAACGUUAGUGGCCUCGACCGGCUAGCUUGGGGAAACGUCAGACCGGAAAAUACCGAUCGUUAUUGGGGGCAUUUGAUCAUGGCUAUCAUUGUCAUCGUCUAUGUGUGCGCGGUUUUCUUCGAUGAACUAAAGGGCUACAUCCGUCUACGACAAGCCUACCUGACCUCCCCGCAGCAUCGACUUCGGGCCUCUGCGACGACAGUCCUUGUGACAGCAAUUCCUCAGCACCGACUUUCCGUGGAAUCCCUCGAAGGCCUUUACGAUGUUUUUCCCGGUGGUGUCCGCAAUAUUUGGAUCAACAGAAACUAUGAUGAUCUAAACGAAAAGGUCAAGCAGCGUGAUGCAUUGGCAUUGACACUAGAGGCGGCAGAGACCAGUUUGGUCAUCAAGUGUAAAAAGGCCCAACUGAAGCAGGCGAAAGCUGCGGCUAAAAAGGCUGGGGAACGCGCCAAGAAGGUCGAUAAUAACGAAAAAACAAAUGUCGAUAAAAAGGCCUCGCAACUUGCUUUGGGGGCAGGUGUAAGUUCUGGUAACCCACACCAAGCCCAUACCCUAAACCAGCUCCUGCAUCGUGGCGACCCCUCGCAUCAUCACAAGAACUCCGGUGAGCGGAAACGACACAACCCUCUGAAUCCUGCCGUGGAAGUAGUCGGUCAGGGAAUGGAUAUGUUAGGCAAAUCCGUCUUGGGUGGUCUCAAGAUGGUUGAGGGUGGACUAGAUGGAGCAUUGGCUCUCACUGGUGCCAUUUUCCCCGGAGGGAAAGAUAACGCUACAUCCGGAGCACCAGCGGCCAACAGUGCUGAUCCUAACAAUGAUCAUCCCCAAUCAAGCAGCGAUGCCCACGGUGCUGAACCUUCUCGACAAGUCACACCAACUCAGGAUUUGGAAACACCCGCUGCAGCUUCAAGCAGCGCUGAAACCGGACCGGAAUCUGUGCCGAAACGACCAUUUUGGAAGAGCCGAGGAUCAGGAAAUUCGAAAACAAGUGCUACAACAGAACCGGAUCAGUACCCCCUUACACGUCCAGAGACCCCUAUAAGCGAGCCAGAAACACCAGGUUCCAAUCGGGAAAGUUUGCAUGAGGAAGACCGAAAAGACACAAAAGAGAAAAGGAAAAGCCAUAAAGAAGGGGAAGAAAUAGAGGGACAAGAAUACCCGAUUGCAUACAACGAGGAAUUUGAUAAUGAGGACUUUGGGAACCCGGAAUGGAUGAAAUAUAUCGGACAGAAAGAUCGAGAUACCAUGCGAUUACCCAUAUUUGGUCUUAGCUGGAUGCCAUCUAUUUGGCUACUUGGGAAAAAGGUGGACACAAUUGACUAUUGCCGAAAGGAAGUGGCACGUCUGAACUUGGAGAUUGAACUCGAUCAGCAACAUCCUGAACGAUUCCCGUUGAUGAACUCGGCCUUCGUUCAGUUCAACCACCAAGUUGCCGCGCACAUGGCCUGUCAGGCAGUCAGUCAUCAUCUUCCCAAACAGAUGGCCCCGCGCAUUGUGGAGAUAUCCCCUGACGAUGUAAUUUGGGACAACAUGUCGAUCAAAUGGUGGGAACGGUAUCUUCGGACUUUUGGGAUUAUUACACUAGUCUGUGGAAUGGUCGUUGGAUGGGCGUUCCCUGUCGCUUUCACUGGUCUUCUUUCGCAAUUAUCGUAUCUCGAGAAUACGUUCCCUUGGCUUGCAUGGUUGAAAACACUACCACACUGGUUUAUCUCUGCGAUUCAGGGUAUCCUACCUGCCCUAUUUCUAGCCAUUCUGAUGGCCGUGUUGCCACUUAUCCUUCGGUUCCUGUGCCGGGCCCAAGGUGUCCAUACCGGAAUGGCCGUUGAGCUCACUGUUCAGAACUACUACUUUGCUUUUCUGUUCGUCCAACUGUUUCUCGUUGUUGCCAUUUCCUCCAGCUUUUCCACCAUCAUCAACAAAGUCACAGACGUCACUAGCUGGCCGGAACUCUUGGCGCAAAACAUCCCCUUGUCGAGCAACUAUUUCUUCUCGUACAUGAUUCUUCAGGCGAUGUCAGUGAGUGCUGGAGCGUUGGUUCAAAUAUUCAGUUUGGUCAGUUGGUUUAUCCUCGCACCGAUCCUAGACACGACUGCCAGGACCAAGUGGGCUCGUACGACAAAUCUGAACCAGAUGCAAUGGGGCACCUUCUUUCCCGUUUACACGACCCUUGCAUCGAUUGGUAUGUUCUCUCUCCGAAGUGCAUGUGCGUGUUUGAUUUACUCCGUCAUCGCCCCUCUCAUUCUAGUGUUCAACGUCAUCACAUUUAGUCUCUUUUGGUUCGUCUAUCGAUACAAUACGUUGUACGUCACCAAGUUCCGUUUUGACACUGGUGGCUUGCUCUUCCCUCGAGCUAUCAACCAGCUUUUUACUGGGAUCUACGUGAUGGAGCUCAGUUUAAUCGGGCUGUUCUUCUUGGUUCGUGAUGUACAGGGCACAGUAGCUUGCAAGGGGCAAGCCAUCUGCAUGAUCGUUGUCAUGGUUCUCACAGUCGGGUAUCAAUUCCUUUUGAAUGAAGCUUUCAGUCCGUUGAUCCGAUACCUGCCCAUAACCCUAGAAGACGACGCAGUUCGCAGGGACGAGGAGUUUAGCCGCGCCCAGCGAAGCAGACUGGGUUUAGACGACGAUGAUGAUGACGAUGAUGAUGAGGUGGACAUUGCUGAAAGCAAAGUGGCGGGACGGGAGCUUCACGGGGGCGAUGAUCACAAAGUGAAUGACAUCGAGAUGGAGAGUAUCGAGGCCGAUAAACGACGGAAAUCCCGACAAGAAAGCAAUCUGGCACCUCCCCCACUUGGGCCUAAACGACAAUCAUGGGCCGAUCGGUCUUCCAAGCAGCGUUCCAAAUUCUACGGGAGUAACUCGGAGAGUUCGCUUCCCAGCGUGCUACAGAUGCAAGAAAAGGUGGCUCGAGAUACAGAAUCUCAAGAACCUCCUGUACCCCAAGUUGGCCGAGCACUCUUUGCUGGCAUUCACGAUGAGUUGGAGGAUCUCACGCCAGAUGAACGUGACCAGCUAGUGCAACGAGCCUUUCGGCACGAUGCCCUGCGGGCCAAGCGGCCUGUGAUCUGGAUUCCUCAAGAUGACCUAGGAAUUAGUGCCGAUGAAGUGUACCGGACACAACGUUUCAGCAAGCACAUAUGGAUCAGCAACGAGUACCAAGCGCUGGAUGGUAAAUGCAGGACCAUCUUCAGUCGCAGUCCACCGGAUUUCUCUGAAGUCGAUCUCAUUCAACUGUAG
Messenger RNA from Aspergillus wentii DTO 134E9, 3672 nucleotides. Its product is annotated as putative DUF221 domain protein. The record is from RefSeq and is a predicted model, not a curated record. Gene Ontology annotation, molecular function: calcium-activated cation channel activity. The transcript has 3 exons. Gene Ontology annotation, cellular component: plasma membrane. Lineage: Eukaryota; Fungi; Ascomycota; Eurotiomycetes; Eurotiales; Aspergillaceae. The coding region runs from base 1 to 3672 and encodes 1223 amino acids.